Lindgomyces ingoldianus is the source of this 955-nucleotide messenger RNA. RefSeq lists its product as uncharacterized. Lineage: Eukaryota; Fungi; Ascomycota; Dothideomycetes; Pleosporales; Lindgomycetaceae. The annotation marks the transcript as partial. The record is from RefSeq and is a predicted model, not a curated record. The transcript has 12 exons.
AUGCGGUAUGAAUCCACUCAGAGGCAUAUGGGAGCCUUGUACGUAGGAUAUCAGAAAACUACCGAGCUAGCUACGGGGGCGAGGGGACUGGGUCGAGUCAUGGUCGGGGCCGAUACGGGGACCCUUCGGAUAGGAUCCGAGCGACCCGAGAUGGAACAAUUCGCUGAUAUGACUCUGCUAUCUAAGAGAGCUGAAGGCUCUCCUUAUAUACACCGAGCUUCGGAACAUAAUAUCUCCAGAUCCCGAGCUGCGUCCCAGGCUCUGAGCCCCCAGUCCCAGGCUCCGAGCCCCAGCUCUGAGCCCCAGCCAAGGCUCUCAGUAUACGCGACACACCCCCCAGCGUCAACUUGGCUUGUUGGAGCAGCGCUGCGCGUUUACCCUGUGUUUGUGCUCGUUGCCCCAGGCAGCGCGAUGAUCGUUUCCCUAGGCAGCACAGGUCACGUGCGUGCCCUUCUCUUCUGUAAGUCCCAACAACAUGCCGCGUGUAAGUUAAUGCUUUUGAGAGCUCCAAGAACAACUCCAAACCUGUCUGCGAUCUCCGCUAACGUGUGUAUGAAGCUCAAUAAAGCUAAACGAGCCGCUCGCGCGCGUGCCCUGCGGGGCCGCGCUGCCCGCAAGCCCGCAGCCCCCCGCCGCCCUGCGCCUACCACCGCCCGCCGCCCUGCGCCCACCACCCCCCGUCGGCCCGCGCCCCCCGGUCCGGUCUCGACUCCUCGCCGGCCUCCCCCUGUGGGGAGUGCCAUGAUUCCGCCACUGGCGGUUCGCGCUGCUGGCGCUGUUCCUCCGGGCACAGCUGCCUGCCCCUAUAAGCCCUGUAGCAGUGUUCCCCCCGUCGCCGUCGUCUAUGCGCGGCGCCUUGUUGCGGCGCUCGUCGCGGAGGACGAGCGGGCUGCGUCCCGGCUUCGGCCGGUGGUUCGAGCUCUGCUCGAAGAAGAUGUCGUGGAGGAGGAGGAGG